Messenger RNA from Zophobas morio, 1666 nucleotides. Its product is annotated as glutamate receptor 2-like. The record is from RefSeq and is a predicted model, not a curated record. The transcript has 7 exons. Bases 1 to 1665 code for a protein of 554 amino acids. Gene Ontology annotation, cellular component: membrane. Lineage: Eukaryota; Metazoa; Arthropoda; Insecta; Coleoptera; Tenebrionidae. Gene Ontology annotation, molecular function: ligand-gated monoatomic ion channel activity.
AUGUCUGCGAAAGUAACGACGUACAUUUGCCGAAAACACGACAUUCUGUUUUGGAAAAACCUGACGAAUAAGUACAUCAAUUAUUCAACGAAAAUUCAAACACACCUAUGGACGAAUCAGUUGUACGUAAUUGAUUUGGCUUGCAACCAUUCUAUGGAGAUUCUAAAACAGGCACAAGACUUCGGGAUGUUUAAAUUUCCACUGAAAUGGUUAAUCCACGGGGACACAAUUCAUUUAUCGGAGUUUUAUUUUGGAGUAGACAGUCAAGUUUUCGUUGUAGAACCACAGGAUUCUGACAGAGUCGCACUUGUUUAUAAAUAUUCUUCGGAAGACAAAUUUGUGAAACGCUACUUGGAUAACUUUGGUCAGUUUUCUUUCGCUGAAAGAACUAAUCUGAUGGGACAUAGUUUUACUUUGUCUUGCGUUAUCACAAACCCGGAUUCGUUGAACCAUUUGGGGGACUACAGAGACACUCAUAUUGACGCCAUCACCAAACUUAAUUACGUUCUUGUGAACGUGUUAAUGGAUUAUUUGAAUGCUAGCAGGAAAUUUGUGAUGCGACAGACGUGGGGUUAUAAAAAUGCCUCGACGGGAAUAUAUUCUGGAAUGGUGGGUGAUUUGCAAACCCACAUUGCCGAUCUAGGAGGUACGGCUUUAUUCUUUACAUACGAACGUGUAGAUAUUAUUGAUUACUUAGCAGCUACGACUCCCUCUCACAUGAAAUUUAUCUUCAGAGCACCUCCUCUGUCAUACGUUACGAAUGUUUUCGCACUUUCGUUUAGUUCUUCGGUGUGGCAUUGCUGUUUCGCAAUGGUUGCAGUCGUUGUUGUAUUUAUCUACAUCAUUGUCAAAUGGGAAUGGAAACAAACAAAAUUUAGAAACAAAGUCGUACAAAAUGUUGCUUUGCGUCCCAAAUUUUUCGACGUGAUAAUGAUGGAAAUUGGGGCAAUUACGCAACAAGGUAGCGACGUGGAGCCUCAAAGUAACACCGGAAGAAUAAUCACGAUUUUCACUUUCAUCGCUUUUAUGUUCCUCUACACUUCUUAUUCUGCAAACAUAGUGGCGUUGUUGCAAUCCACCACAAACAGUAUUCAAACUCUGGAGGAUUUAUUACAAUCGAGGAUCAAACUCGGGGUCGAAGAUAUCGUUUACGCUCACUACUACUUCGAAAAUGACCAAGAGCCUGUGAGGAAGGCAAUUUACGAGCAAAAAGUGGCUCCGAAAGGUCAGAAAGCCAAUUUUUUUAAAGCAGAGGAAGGUAUUAGAAGGGUCCAAGAAGGAUUUUUUGCCUUCCACAUCGAACUAAAUACGGGGUAUAAAAUAAUCAGCAAUUUGUUUCAAGAAGGGGAGAAGUGCGGCCUCAAGGAAAUCGAAUAUGUAAAUUUUAUUGAACCGUGGGUCGCUACUCAGAAACGAUCGCCGUACAAAGAGAUCAUGAAGAUCGGGUUCAAACGCAUGCACGAAUACGGAAUCCAGAAGCGAGAAGUCCGGAAGGUGUAUACCCGGAAACCGCAAUGUCAAUCCGGUGGAAGCAACUUCGGCAGCGUCGGACUCAUCGACUGCUACUCCGCUUUUCUAGUAUUUGGAUCCGGGCUAGCGUUAGCCCUCCUCCUUUUAUGCUCAGAAAUAAUAGUUAAAAAAUUUUCCACUCGAUUAUCAAAUUAAU